This is a messenger RNA of Salmo salar (Atlantic salmon), 3088 nucleotides long. It is a transcript of the gene foxn4, whose product is annotated as forkhead box N4. Gene Ontology annotation, biological process: regulation of transcription by RNA polymerase II. NCBI's taxonomy places the organism in Eukaryota, Metazoa, Chordata, Actinopteri, Salmoniformes, Salmonidae. The record is from RefSeq and is a predicted model, not a curated record. Gene Ontology annotation, molecular function: transcription cis-regulatory region binding; DNA-binding transcription factor activity, RNA polymerase II-specific.
UGUCUACAAGCACUCGCCUUUUAAUUCACAUUCAUUCCGUUUCAGACGCUAACAAGCUGCGAUAGACACCAUCAGAGUCGAAGGUCUCUAAUCAUUACUAUGUUGGAAUACUUGAAAACUGGAACUUGGGAGGACUGGACAUUAUAUCGAAGGGAAAUUGUAUAGGGUACAAAUACGCUAUAGGACUACAUCUUUCUUAAGCAGUUAUUCCUCUUUUUUCACAUUUAUUUUUUAUUUAAAUUAAUUUGUUUUAAUUUGUAGCGCUGAUUUCAAAUUAAGACUGGGCAAAGUGAUGUAUUAAUGUUGUGUAUUGUGGGCUAUAGCGACGCAUCUAAAGCGCACCUGCGCCUCGAUCUUGACCAAACAAUUUAUUUUAGCUGGCUAACAAAAAGUAUCACAUGCUACCAUAUGUCGCCGUACAAUGACAAUUGUCAACUAUAUUGGAUAGAGACUGGGUGGCUACAGCUAUAGAGUGGUUUAUUGUUUUGAAACCAUCCUUUCUCAAAUUCGUCAUUGUCCAUGGAUAGCCUACUGUUGAUCCAGAAACUCCACAAUCACAGUAAGUAAGGGAGUACUAGCCUAGGUCCAAAUACAAACAGUGAGAUCAGACUGCAUAUUUUUUUGUCCAUUCGGAUGGUGUGCAUAUUUUUUUGUCCAUUCGGAUGGGGUGCUGUCUUCCACCGGAGUCUGUUACAAGUUGUUACAUUGGCAGCAGCUGUCAAACCCUUAGGAUCCUUCCCCUUGAGCAACAAGAGCAACAACAGGCUCAGUUAAGGCAGGUAGGCCUAUUGCGCAUGACAGUGUGCGGGACAGCUCCAGAGAGGGAAAUUUAAAAACGGUUUUUCGGAAACAAGUGCAGCACAGUGAAAGCACAGUAGACCACACGGACUCGUCAACAACUAAUAUUUUCUGCAGAUUAUCCUGAACAGCAUUAUCAAAUAUCCCAGGAAAUGAUAGAAAGUGGAAUUACAUCCAGGAUGUCAGGAGUUCUAGAAAAUUCAGGUCAUCAUCCCUCUCCACAAGAUUACAGACUUCUGACCACAGACCCCUCCCAGCUUCAAGAGGAUCUCCCUGGGGAACUGCAGUCUCUGUCAUGGCUCACAUCUGUAGACGUUCCCCGGCUGCAGCAGAUGGCCGAUGGUCGCGGUGGUGGUGGAGGAGACUUCAACAGGCCUUCCCAGGGGCAGGGGGGCAGCCUGCUUGAGCAGCAGACAGCUCAGCUGAACAACAUGACCAUGGCAGGGGGACAGGGAGCCAUGAUCCACCUACAGAGCAACAUGCAGCACAGCCCCCUGGGAAUUAACGUCAUCACCGCCCACAGCGGAAAUAUGUCUCCAUUCUCCAUGAAUGGGCAGCCCUCCCCGGGGUACCAAUGCCCUGCCUCUGCCUACCAACCUACAGCCCAACAAGUUUUCACUCUGACCCAGGCUAGCCAGCAGUGUUCUCCUGCUGGGUUCUAUAGCAAUGUCUCCUUCAACAACCAAAACCUGUUCACACAGCCGCGCCUGGCUCCACAAAACCAGGACCUACAGCCCAAGUCUUUCCCCAAGCCCAUCUACUCCUACAGCUGUUUGAUUGCUAUGGCUCUGAAGAACAGCAAGACGGGCAGUCUCCCUGUCAGCGAGAUCUACAGCUUUAUGAAGGAGCAUUUCCCCUACUUUAAGACAGCACCAGACGGAUGGAAGAACUCAGUCCGACACAACCUGUCUCUAAACAAAUGCUUUGAGAAGGUGGAGAACAAGAUGAGCGGCUCCUCGCGUAAGGGCUGCCUCUGGGCCCUGAACCCGGCCAAGAUCGACAAGAUGGAGGAGGAGAUGCAGAAGUGGAAGCGCAAGGACCUGCCAGCCAUCCGUCGCAGCAUGGCCAACCCAGAUGAGUUGGACAAGCUGAUCACAGACCGGCCAGAGAGCUGCAGACGAAAGCCCAUGGACCCUGGGAUGACCCGUCUCCCCAGCUGUCCGUCCGGCCUAACCCUGCCUGUCCCAUGCCAGAUGCAGCCCCAGCCCGUGGUCACCCUGUCCCUGCAGUGCCUGCCCAUGCACCAGCACCACCAGCUUCAUGCCCAGCUCCAGGCCAAUGCCCAGGCCAGGCUGGCCUCGGUAUCCCCCGCCCAGACACCCCCCCUCCACACCGUUCCUGACCUCUCCCACAGCCCUCUCGCCACCGAGCAUCCCGGCAAGCAGGCUCAUGACUUCUACAGUCUCCACGGUGACGUCAACGCAGAGGUGGACGCACUGGACCCCAGCAUCAUGGACUUCGCUCUACAAGGUAACCUGUGGGAGGAGAUGAAAGACGACAGCUUUAACCUGGAAGCGUUGGGCACCUUCAGUAACUCUCCUCUGCGUUUGUCUGACUGUGACCUGGGCGCCAUGACCGGCAGCCUCCCUCCUGUCUCCAGUGGAGGCAGCAUGCCCUUCUCAGACCUACAGGCGACGGGCCUGUUCACCUCAUACGCCGCCCUGGACGCACUCUCCUCCCAGUACGUGGGCACGCCAGGCAACAGCAAGCCCAUCACCGCCCUGCUUUAAUGAAAACAUCCCCACCACAGAGUGGAAGUCAAAGAUAGAGCUGUACUGAUGCAUCACCAACAGAAUCAAAAUAACUUAUUUUGUUUUGCACAGUGGCUCUACUUGUCGAUCCCACUCCUGGCACCAAAAAACCCCCCUCAUCUUCUUUGACUGAAAAGCGUGAACCCUCAUUGGUUUUCUCUGUCCACAAUGACAGUGCAACUUGUGUUGCCGUCCCCAAGCCACUACUUCAGAUGGGAGAAAGAGGUCCAUUUGGAGACUGAUUUGAUCAAAAUAAUUUAAAAACCACACACAUACAGGGUCUUCGGAAAGUAUUCAGACCCCUUCACUUUUUUCACAAUUCAUUACAUUACAGCCUUAUUCUAAAAUUGAUUAAAAUCAGUCUACACACAAUACCCCAUAAUGACAAAACAAAACAGGUUUUGGCAAAAUUUAGCUAAUUAAAAUAAUAAAUAAAUGGAAGUAUCACAUUUACAUAAGUAUUCAGACCCUUUACACAGUACUUUGUUGAAGCACCUUUGGCAGUGAUUGGCAGCAUUGAUUCUUCUUGGGUAUGACGC